Cinara cedri is the source of this 9383-nucleotide messenger RNA. NCBI's taxonomy places the organism in Eukaryota, Metazoa, Arthropoda, Insecta, Hemiptera, Aphididae. The record is from the annotation of a GenBank genome assembly.
AGUAAAAAUUGUAUUACAAAUGGUAAUAAAACAUGUUAUGAAAUAAAAUAUCAGUAUGAAGUUACGAGUUCAAGGGCUACUCUUGUAGGCUCAAAUCAACAAAUAGUUAACAAAGGAGUACCCAUAAACGGUACAUAUUGUUUAAUAGACACAGUGUAUCAAAAAAAUUAUUUAAAAACAUUCAAAGAGUUUGGAGCCAAAGCAAUAAGAUCACAACAAAUUCUUAAUGAUAUGACAACAAUACCAAAAUUAUUCACACUUUUUAAAUGUAUGGAUAAAUCAUGUACAGACGUUUUCUCGGAUAAAGUAAUGUUUGAAUUACAUAUACAAUUACAUUUUUCAAAUAUGGGUAAAAAUAAAAGUAACUAAUAUUUUACUUGUUAUUGUCUUUAAAUUUGAGUAUAAAUGGUGAUCUUUGUUAAUGAUGUGUGUUUUAGAGAAUCAAAUAAAUAAUUCUGAACAGUUCAAACAUUGUGUAUAUUGCUUUAAACAAUUUGAUGAUGGAGAAUCUUUGGCUACUCAUAUUUUAAAAAACUAUUCUUUCUGUAAAUAUUUUUGUCCAUUUUGUUUUUAUCGUGCAUAUACACCUCUUCAUGUACUGUUUCAUCAGGUAAAUAUUAUUUUCAAUUUUAAUUUUAAUUAUGUAUUAUAAGUGUAUUAUUAAAAUUAUUAUUAUUAUAAUUUUGAUUUAGAAUUUACUUCAUAAUACAAAGAAUUCAAAUAUAAUACAACUGGAGAAUGAUAAUUCGGAAGAAAUAUUAAUGGCAGUUGACUAUAAUGAUUUUAUUAUGCCAUAUAAGUGCAUUGUCGGUAUGUUGAUCUUUAUUUUUAUUCUAAGAGAAACAAUGUAUGCAUGUGAUUUUCUGGCAUUAAUCGGAGGGACAGCUUAUAAAUUAUAGUAUUUAAAUGUCUCCAAAGAAAAAAACUAGUGGUGUCAAAUUAGGUGAACACGCGGGCCUAGCCAUCGGUGCAUUUGCAUGCCCACUCCCCUUUUUCAAUAGUUUUCAUUUAUUCGAUGUACGAGAUUUAUAUCAGUUUUGUAAAAAUAUUGAAUAAAGUUUCAUGGUCAAAACUUGAACGGUAAAUUCGCAUACAGUUAUAUAAAUACAAAAAUUGGUUCAAAUUAGUUAUACAGCUUCAGUUCAAAUACAGCUAAAAAAAAAUAUAAUUUCGAUGGUUAAAUCCUACCAAUCUGCUCUUACUUAAAGCUUACUGCCUUACAUGACAUUGUAGAACGGCUCUUAAAAUUGUUAAAUCGUAUAAAACUAUUUAAGGCAAAGAACCGUUAACUUUUCUCUGUUGUUAUUAUUACUGGUUGUAUAAUUUUUAUUCAACUAAGACAACCAAUUUAAACUUUAUUGGGUUUUUUUUUUUUAAUAUUUGGUGUAUACUAUUGACACACUUAUGUAUUUUGAUAACCAUGUUGGAAUUACAUAAUAUGAUUAGGGUUACAUAAAUAAAUAAAAACAUAACUAUUUAUAUUAUAAUACAAAUAAAAAAUGCAGAACAAAUUUGUUUGUAUUAGUAAUAGUUAAUAUAUUUUAUACUAAGGAUAUAUAAUAAUAUAUCAAUAUCAAUAUAUAAAAAUAAUAUAAAUAAGUAUAAAACAAUUUUUAAAUUGUCUUUACUUAUUGUUUAAAUGUUGUUUGCAAUGUUAAUUAUUGUAAGAAAUAUUUAGAUUUUUUUGGAGUUGUGCUUCAUCUAAUCGUUGGGGUAUUGAUAAGGAGAUUCGAAUUUUUUUAAAAUCUGGAACCCAGAAGGUUAUUUCAUUGGUAGAGAAGAGGUUUUGGAGUACCGGGAGAGCGCUAAGAGAAUCCCUCGGUUUGAGUAUGUUAUAAAAGGAUAUAAUAUUUUAAAUAGAUUUUCUUUAGCUGUGCUAUAGAUAAUUGACUUAUAAUUUAUUUGUGAUAGUUUUAAGGAUUUAUAUACGUUUAGAAGUGGUUUUAUAUGAGCCCCACUCUCGAAAUAUGAUCGGAAAUUUUUUCCAUUUUAUUCAUUUUUAUUUUUACAUGAACUUUUGUGUUUUUAAGAUGAUGAGUACAUUUUAAUUGUUUGUAAAAGAUCAUUCCUAAUAGGCAUAGUGAUUCGCAAAAGGGUAUUUCAGAAUCGUUGAGAAAUAAUUAGUGGUUCUAAGCUAUUAAUAUUAGUUAUUGUUUAUCGAGUAUUAUUGAGAGUUGAAAGAUAUCGGCGAAAUGCACAUUGUUUGUUUGUUGGUAUGUUUGAUGUCUCUAAAUGCCAAACAAAGGGUUUAUUUUCAAGCUUUUUCAUUGUUUUACUUAGUGUAUUCAUGAGUCAUAUGGGCCUCUAGUUAACAAUGUCAAAGUUGUUCUUGUUCCGUAUUGGGAUCGGUGUAACGAUUGCAUUGGGCCAAUGAUCCGGAUAUAUGUCGUUAUUCCAUACAAUAUUGCAAAUUUGAUGAGAGUUUCAUGUUUCGGUAAAUUUGGUAGAUUUUGAAUACAAUUGUAUGGUAUCUCAUCUAGACCUAGGCUUUUGCUUUUGCAUCCAAUUAUGCAUCGUUUAUUUCAGAUAUAUUAAACGAUUGAUUGAUUGUGAUAUCUUGUUGAUAGAGGUUAUGUUCCAGGUAUUUCAUGAUAUAUGUUUUUCUCGAAUCCAUCAAUCUCAAUCUAAAUCAAGACUAUUUUUAGUAAAGUGCAGCGCAAAAGCCUUGGCUAUAUUUUUCGAGGAUGAGAGUGUGAUGCCAUUAUGGUUUAGAUCAAAUAGUAAUAGUUGGUGAAUAAUUCCUUUAAUGCCUUUAAUUUUAAUUCACAUGUUGGUUGCAGAUGUGUUUGAAUUUAUUGAGUUUGUGAACUUAUGCCAAGAUUAAGUUUUACUUUAUUUUGUGAUUUAUUUUGAUUGUGUGUGAAAUUUCUUCUUAUCAAUUUCUAAUAUUUUGAGCAAUGGACGCUUGGCUAUUUAAAAAAGCUCCUAUUUUGUACAUCAAUGAUAGGAAUAUUAAUUAGGUUUAUGGAUAAUUGUCUAUUAAAUAUUAUAAUUAAUCUUAUGUAUCAUUUUUGUUUUCUCUGAUUCUGUCACUAUGGUUAUUCUAAUUACUACACAAUAUUGUUGUUAAUAAUUAUACUAUACUUUUAUUAAAUUAUUUUAGGGCGAUGUACUUUCUCCUGUUUGGUCUCUAAUGAUUUCAUACAUCAUUUAAACAAGGAGCAUCAACAAUGUAAUAAAUUCUGUUGUCACAUUUGUAGCAAUCAAGAUUACAAUAAAGGAUUAAUUGCAUACAAACCAAGUUUAUUAAUAGAAGUAAAUGCACAAAAUUUGUAAUUAAAUUUAUAAGUUAUUUGAUAUAAAAAUUAAAUUUUUUUAUAGCUAUUGUUCUAAGGUUGUAAAUCAUAAAUGUAUUUCAGUUACAUGUAUUUUAUUUCCAUUUAGAAAUACAUAUUAAUUUAAUAUAUACGAGGGUUAAUCAAAAAGUAUCAAGACUGAUAAUAUUACUCGGAAACCGAGCAUUGAAGAGCAAAACGAUUUUUAAACCUAGCUUCUAUGACUUAUACUGAGCACAUCUAUUCGUAUAAAAUCUCUAUAACUUUCUUCGUUUUGAUUUGACGAUAUUUGUCUAAAAUUUGAUUUUCACGUUAGGCGAUUUCGUAAUGAAUCCAAAAGAAGCGGAACUUGCUGCCACUCGAGGGCACAUUUUCAGUUUUUCAAUUGACAUUUAAUGGCGAAAACCAUAAAAUGUUGCAUCCCUCUGAAACUGGAAAAAAAUGCAGAAAAAUUUUCUAAAAUCUCCAAAUCUGUCAAGUUCCUCUUCUUUUGGGUUUAUUAAAAAAUCGCCAAACUCGAAAAAUAUAUUUUACAUAAAUAUCAGUGAAAUCAAACCGAAAAAUUUUAUAGAGAAGCAAUAAAGACAAAUGUACUCAGAAAAAGUCAUAGAAGCAAGUGAUACCAAUCCUACUGCUCUUUUUCCGAAUGAUACUACCAGUCUUGAUACUUUUUGAUUAGCCCUCGUAUGUUCUUCUAAUGACUGUAAUAUAUAUUUUUUAUAUCUAUAUAGGUUUUUUAAAACUAAUUAUUCUAUUCUUUGAUAACAUUUAAGACUUAAAUAAUUCUGUAAACCAAACUAGGAUUCACCAACUAAUAAUUUAAUUUUUAAUGGAGUUUAUGAGACAACCUACCAAUUGUGGCAAGAACCUGUGACAAAAUAAAAUUAAACAUAAACUAUGGGCCUUUUUUAUAUUAGUUAACAUAUAUAUAAUAUGUAAAAUAAAUAAAUAGUUUCCUUGUUCAAUAAGUAUCUAUAUUUUUCAGCACUUUAAAGAUCACCAUUUAAACAUGUACCAGUGUAUUUUCUGUUUGUUUGGUACUGAAACUAUAGAUUCAAUGAUCUUACAUUUAGCCAUGGAACAUUUUGAAUAUGACUCAUUGUGUUUGGAGCGUUCUGUGAAGUCUGGCAGUUGUGUAUGAAUAAUUAAAUUUUUUAUAAUUUAUACUUUCAUGUAAUUAUUUAUCAUAACUUUUAUAGGAUUCUUCAAAGGUUGGAAAUUUGAACAUUAUAAGAAUGGAAGCACAUUUAUACAAUGAUUUAUUAAAAAUAGUGAAUUUAACUUCUGGCAUGAGUUCUUUAUCUGAAAAUCUUACCGAAAGAACUCAAAAGGAACAAUCAAAUAAUGCAGUUACAAAUUUGAAAAAAAGUGCCAAUAUUGUGGAAAACGAACAAUUGUCUCCAGCAAUUGUUAUACAGGUUCCAGCUAGUGAAAAAAAAAUGGAAAUGAGUAACUCGUUAGGACUAGUUCAUCACAAUCAAAUUAAUCUACAAAAGAAUGUAAGAAAUGUAGGAAUAAGUUAAAAAUAGAAAUGUUUAGAUUUUUUCUUUAAAUUACUUAAAAUAUUAGUUAAUGUUUAUAAGUUAAUCAAUUUCAUAAUUAUGAUAAAAAAUUAUCAAAUUGUUGACCCACAGGAUUCUGCGAAAUUACAAACUGUUGCUGAAAAUAAAAAUAUGAUAUCAUUUUCACCGGAUACUAUUGAUAAUAUCCCAAAGAUGGAAUUUUUCCCGAGUCUUAUAGCGUGUUCACUGUGUCAACAAUUUAUUACAAGAGUGCGGUAUAAUUUAAUUCGCCAUUUAAAAGCCCACCAAAGAAACCGAGAUAAUACAACUAAAGAGAUUGUGAAUCCAUUAACUUCUAUUGGAAAGUCAAGACAUAUGCUUGAAAAACCUACAACUCAGUCCGCCAAUUCAUUUAAAUCAAUGAAUCCGAAAAUGGUAAUAGACUAUUUUGGAACUUAAUUUUUUGUUCUAUAAACUUUUUUUGUUUAGGUUGAACGACCUAAGGUACAACAACAACCCUUAGGUUUAGAAUUGAAUAAACGAAACGAAGAAGAAAAAGUUAUUGUUGAUAGAAGUUCAAUGGCAAUAAAAAACCGAUCGAUGGUUAAAACUGUAAGUUUUCCUAUUACAAUAUACAGGCAUAUUUCAUUCCUGAAGACAACUUCUCAACUAAUAAUUUCUCUUUAAAAUUUACUGAUUGAAUUUAUAUUAAAAAUAAUUUUCACUAAAGUAGUACGAAUUUUAGAUUUUUCAAGAGGUAUACUAGAAAAAAUUGUGUAAAACUAGAAAAAAAACAUGUUAAAUCAGGGUUAACAUAAAUGUUGAGACAUGAAACAAAUAAAAUUAAAAUAAAACUUUAUGUUUACUUAAUUAUUCUUAUGUAUUAUCAUAUGAAUUAAAGAACAAAUACUAAUAUUUACAAUCGACCAUAUUACUGUAGACAAUGGUUUUUUAAUAUAAAUAUAAUUAUAAGGAAUUUUAUAUUAUAUUUACCAUUGUUAGAAUAUUAUGUUUUUUAGUUAAUCUUCUGUAUUAUUCUGAUAAAAAAUUAUCAAAUUGUUGACCCACAGGAAUCUGCGAUAUUACAAACUACUGCUGAAAAUAAAAAUAUGAUAUCAUUUUCAACAAAUACUAUUGACAAUAUCCCAAUGACGGAAUUUUACCCAAGUCUUAUAGGAUGUCCACUGUGUCCAAAAUUUAGUACACGAGUCCGGUCAACUUUAAUUCGCCAUUUAAAAGCCCACCAAAGAUACCGAGAUAAUACAACUAAAGAGAUUGUGAAUUCACUUACUUCGAUUGGAAAGUCAGGGCAUAUGCUUGAGAAAUCGAAAACUCAGUCCGCCACCUCAUGUGAAUCAAUGAAUACNACUGUGUCCAAAAUUUAGUACACGAGUCCGGUCAACUUUAAUUCGCCAUUUAAAAGCCCACGAAAGAUACCGAGAUAAUACAACUAAAGAGAUUGUGAAUUCACUUACUACUAUUAGAACGUCAGUGAAUAUGUGUGAAAAACCGACAACCCAGUCCGCCCGUUCAUGUGAAUCAAUGAAUCCGGAAAAGGUAAUAGUCUAUUGUGGAACAUACUUUUUCUUUAUAUUAACAUUUUUUGUUUAGGUUGAACGAGGUGUUGUACAACAACCUCCUAUACCUAUAGAAUUGAAUAAACAAAACGCAAAAGAGAAUGUUAUUGUCGAUGGAAGAUCUGUAGCUAUUAAAAACAAAUCGACGGUUAAAACAGUAAGUUUUCCUUUAAAUAUAUAAAGGCAUAUUUAAAUCCUUCAGAUAACUUCCCUACCGGUCAUUUCAAUCAAAAUUAUACGGAUUGAAUUUUUUAUUAAAAAUAUUGUUCACUGAGGAUGUACAUAAGACCGCUGAUUUUUAGAUUUUUCAAGAGUUCUUCUAGAAAUUGUGAUAACCUGGAUACAACAUGUUACAUCAAGAAAAACAAGAGAGUUGUACAUUAAACUUAUAAAAUUAAAAUUAUACUUUAUGUUUACUUCAUUAUUCUUUAUAAUAUGACAUAUCUAUCGUUGAGAAGGCAUCGUUUAAUCCGANAUUACAUUUACCAGUAUUGGAAUGUUAUGUUUCUUACUUUAGCUUUUGUAUUAUUCUGAUAAAUAAUUAUCAAAUUGUUAACCCACAGGAACCUGCGAAAUUACAACCUGUUGCUGAAAAUAAAACAAUGAUAUCAUUUUCACCCGAUACUAUUGACCACAUCCCAAACACGGAAUUUUUCCUAAGUCUUAUGUCAUGUUCACUGUGUCCAAAAUUUACUACAAGAGUGCGAUAUAUUUUAAUUCGUCAUUUAAAAGCCCACAAAAGGAACCAAGAUAAUACAACUAAGGAGAUUGUGAAUUCAUUAAAUUCUAUUGGAACGCCAAUGCAUAUGUUUGAAAAACCGACAACCCAGUCCGCCACCUCAUGUGAAUCAAUGAAUACGGAAAAGGUAAUAGUCUAUUGUGGAACUUAAUUUUUCUUGCUAGUGAUUUUUUUUGUUUAGGUUGAACGAUCUGUGGUACAACAACAUCCUAUAGCUUUAGAAUUGAAUAAACAAAACGCAAAAGAAAAUGUUAGUGACGCUGGAAGUUCAAUAGCUAUUAAAAACAAAUUGACGGUUAAAACAGUACGUUUUUCUUUUUAUAUAUAAAGGAAUAUUUAAAUCCUUAUAAUAACUUCCCUACCGGUAAUUUCACACAAAAUUAUAAAGAUUGAAUUUUUUAUGAAAAUAUUUUUCACUGAGGAGGUACAUAAGAGCGCUAAUUUUUAGAUUUUUCAAGAGUACUCCUAGAAAUAGUGAUAACCUGGAUAUAACAUGUUACAUCAAGGAAAACAAAAUAGUUGUACAUUGAACAUAUAAAAUUAAAAUUAUACUUUAUGUUUACUUCAUUAUUCUUUAUAAUAUGACAUAUCUAUCGUUGAGAAGGCAUCGUUUAAUCCGAAUUCUGCUNUUCUGUUACCUAUGUAUUAUCAUUGCCUAAUAGUAUGCAUUAAACAACAAAUACUAGUGUUUACCUUCGACCUUAUUACUUUAGGAAAUAGUUUUUUUUUUAUAAAUUUAAUUCUAAAAUUUUUUUAUUACAUUUACCAGUAUUGGAAUGUUAUGUUUCUUAGUUUAGCCUUUGUAUUAUUCUGAUAAAUAAUUAUCAAAUUUUUAACCCACAGGAAUCUGCGAAAUUACAACCUGUUGCUGAAAAUAAAACAAUGAUAUCAUUUUCACCCGAUACUAUUGACCACAUCCCAAACACGGAAUUUUUCCUAAGUCUUAUGUCAUGUUCACUGUGUCCAAAAUUUACUACNGUUUCUUACUUUAGCUUUUGUAUUAUUCUGAUAAAUAAUUAUCAAAUUGUUAACCCACAGGAAUCUGCGAAAUUACAAACUGCUGCUGAAAAUAAAAAUAUGAUAUCAUUUUCACCCGAUACUAUUAACAAUAUCCCAAUGACGGAAUUUUUCCCUAGUCCUAUAGGAUGUCCACUGUGUCCAACAUUUCCACUGUGUCCAACAUUUUCCACACGAGUCCGGUCCACUUUAAAUCGCCAUUUAAAAGCCCUUUAAAUCGCCANUCCUUCAGAUAACUUCCCUACCGGUCAUUUCAAUAAAAAUUAUACGGAUUGAAUUUUUUAUUAAAAAUAUUGUUCACUGAGGAUGUACAUAAGACCGCUGAUUUUUAGAUUUUUCAAGAGUUCUUCUAGAAAUUGUGAUAACCUGGAUACAACAUGUUACAUCAAGAAAAACAAGAGAGUUGUACAUUAAACUUAUAAAAUUAAAAUUAUACUUUAUGUUUACUUCAUUAUUCUUUAUAAUAUGACAUAUCUAUUGUUGAGAAGGCAUCGUUUAAUCCGAAUUCUGCUCGGCAUCAUUUUCUGUUACUUAUGUAUUAUCAUUGCCUAAUAGUAUGCAUUAAACAACAAAUACUAGUGUUUACCUUCCACCUUAUUACUUUGGGAAAUAGUUUUUUUUUUAUAAAUUUAAUUCUAAAAUUUUUUUAUUACAUUUACCAGUAUUGGAAUGUUAUGUUUCUUACUUUAGCUUUUGUAUUAUUCUGAUAAAUAAUUAUCAAAUUGUUAACCCACAGGAAUCUGCGAAAUUACAAACUGCUGCUGAAAAUAAAAAUAUGAUAUCAUUUUCACCCGAUACUAUUAACAAUAUCCCAAUGACGGAAUUUUUCCCAAGUCCUAUAGGAUGUCCACUGUGUCCAACAUUUUCCACACGAGUCCAGUCCACUUUAAAUCGCCAUUUAAAAGCCCACCAAAGAAAUCGUGAUAAUACAACUAAGGAAAUUGUGAAUCCAUUAACUUCUAUUGGAACGUCAGUGCAUAUGUUUGAGAAAACGACAUCUCAGUCCGCCCGUUCAUGUGAAUCAAUGAAUCCGGAAAAAGUAAUAGUCUAUUGUGGGACUUACAUUUUUUUUGAUUUUUUAAAAUGUUUAAAAAAAAAAAAGUAAUAUAAAAAUACAAUACCGAACUUAAGGUUAAUUGUUUUUCUGUAGGUUGAACGAGCUGUGGUACAACAACCUGCUAUAGCUUUAGAACUGAAUAAACAAAACGCAAAAGGGAAUGUUAUUGUCGAUGGAAGUUCAAUAGCUAUUAAAAACAAAUCGACGCGAAAAACA